Mirounga angustirostris (Northern elephant seal) is the source of this 1111-nucleotide messenger RNA. RefSeq names its product mitochondrial ribosomal protein L55 (gene MRPL55). Bases 1 to 1053 code for a protein of 350 amino acids. The transcript has 6 exons. Gene Ontology annotation, molecular function: structural constituent of ribosome. Gene Ontology annotation, cellular component: mitochondrial large ribosomal subunit. NCBI's taxonomy places the organism in Eukaryota, Metazoa, Chordata, Mammalia, Carnivora, Phocidae. Gene Ontology annotation, biological process: translation. The record is from RefSeq and is a predicted model, not a curated record.
AUGAAGGGCGCCGCCGCCGCCGCCGCCGCCGCCGCCGCGGCCCGCGGGGCUACGUCACAGCGCCGCGCCCGCCCCGCCCGCGGAGGGUACGUCAUGGAGCCGCGCCGGCCCGCCACCGUCGGAAGAGGUGCGCGUCAUAGCACGGCGCCGGCCUCGCCCCGCCCCCCAGGCUGUCGUCAGUGCCGCGCGACGCAGCGCUCGCCGAUGACGUCGCGGCGGUGCCCCUGGAGGACGGGGCGCUGGGUCGGCCGUGACCGUGUGCUCGGCGCCGGUCCCUUCCCGUCCCGUCUGGCCAGCGGCGGCCGGGACCCUGGCACUCGACGUUGCUCCGGAGCUCAAGCAGGAGGGCAGGCGUUCGGCGUUCAGCGUCCCGGCUCGUCGCGGCGCAGACCUCAGCGCAGACGCCUUCCGGGUUCCCGGCGCUUAGUAGCGGUGGCCUUGAGUCUCGGCGGACACCGCUCAGGUCGCACGCUAGGCCAGCAGCUGACCCCGAGGCUCCACGUGCCACAGGGGCCCUCAGGAGGAAUGGCCACCAUGGGCAGGCUGCUUGGAUCCUGCAGCCCAGCCUGGCUCUGGGUCCUUGGAGAAGGCCAUGCCUUCCGGCUCUUCCCCCUGGAACUGCCCCCUUCCUGCCCUUCCCUCACCCCCUGGCCUCCUCGAGAUGAGAAGUAUGGUGUGAUCGCAGCGUUGACAGAGAACCUGCUGCGGCAGCAUGUGCUGACGGGGUCUGCUCCGGCGCGCCGCGGCCUGCACACGUCCUCCCGGCAGGCUGACAGCAGCAGGGCCUGGCUCACGCGUGUGCACCGACAGGCCUAUGCACGCCUCUACCCCGUGCUCCUGGUCAAGCAGGACGGCUCCACCGUCCACAUCCGCUAUCGGGAACCACGACGAGUGCUGGAGAUGCCCGUGGACCUGGACACCCUGUCCCCAGAGGAGAGGCGGACGCGGCUCCGGAAACGCGAGACCCAGCUCCAAAAGAAAAAGGAGGAGAAGCCGGAGCUCAGUGAUGACUUUGACGAGGAGCGGUACAAGCGGUUUUGGACAAAAAAGUGACCUGCCUGGAAGCUGCCCUGGGUGGGGAGGGUGUGUCUUUAAAUGGUGUGUUCACAAA